This is a messenger RNA of Oncorhynchus nerka (sockeye salmon), 4698 nucleotides long. It is a transcript of the gene sar1aa, whose product is annotated as secretion associated, Ras related GTPase 1Aa. Gene Ontology annotation, biological process: intracellular protein transport; endoplasmic reticulum to Golgi vesicle-mediated transport; membrane organization. The transcript is spliced from 7 exons. Gene Ontology annotation, cellular component: COPII vesicle coat; endoplasmic reticulum exit site. Gene Ontology annotation, molecular function: GTPase activity; GTP binding. Bases 112 to 708 code for a protein of 198 amino acids. The record is from RefSeq and is a predicted model, not a curated record. NCBI's taxonomy places the organism in Eukaryota, Metazoa, Chordata, Actinopteri, Salmoniformes, Salmonidae.
UUCCCGAAGUCACGUCGAAGAACAAUACAAUCAGCUGUUCGUUGAUCGAAUCCGCAAAAACAAUCUAACCAAAGCUGUCAUUGUCGACAGGGACAGGCAAAGACCAGUGAAAUGUCAUUCCUCUUUGAUUGGCUCUACAGAGGCUUUAGUGGUGUGCUACAGUUUUUAGGUUUGUACAAAAAAUCUGGAAAGUUGGUUUUCCUGGGGUUGGAUAAUGCUGGUAAAACAACCCUUCUGCAUAUGCUGAAAGAUGACCGACUUGGACAGCAUGUGCCCACGUUGCAUCCAACAUCGGAAGAGUUGACGAUAGCUGGAAUGACAUUCACCACGUUUGAUCUGGGAGGCCACGUACAAGCUAGAAGAGUUUGGAAGAACUACCUGCCGGCUAUCAAUGGAGUUGUCUUUCUGGUUGACUGUGCCGACCACGACCGCCUUACAGAAUCCAAGAUCGAACUUGAUGCUCUGUUAGCAGAUGAGACCAUCCUCUCUGUGCCUGUGCUGGUCCUGGGUAACAAGAUAGACCGUCCUGAAGCCAUCAGUGAAGGGGGACUGAGAGAGGCGUUCGUUCUCGAUGGACAAUGCACUGGAAAGGGUAACGUUUCGUUGAAGGAUCUGCAGGCACGACCUCUGGAGAUUUUCAUGUGCAGUGUCCUGAAGAAGCAGGGCUAUGGAGAUGGCUUCAGGUGGCUGGCACAAUACAUCGACUGACAUCUAGGCAGCGCUUCUUUUACUAAACGGACUCCCAUCUAUCUGGGGGGGAAUGAAGAAGAUAAGCUAUCAGAUUAAAUGGCCCAUAUCGUCCCCCUCCCCCUCCCCCAUGUGGAAAGAUGUGAAGCUCCCAAUAAUCAGCUUUCUGAUUGAGUACAUCUGUCAAUUUCAGCAUUAAUUGGUCCGUUUUAAAGGUUUCUAUCUAUGCAAACUUUUAAAAGUGGUUCAUGGUCACAAGAUUCAAGAUGGGUUUGCGUGUAAUACUAAUAAGUCCAUUAGUUAAGUAUAACGUCGACCCGUUCUCUGGCGGGUAAAUUAGAGUAUCCGGUUCUACCCCAACAGAUUUGAUCAUAGCUGCAAUUCAAGCUACAGUAUACGGCAGAUGACCUGUACUAAUGUAGAACCUUUAUAAGGUAUACUGUGAACUUUUAAAAUUAUUUCUGAAACAUGAAGGACCAAGUAGUUUUUAAAUGAAAUAGAUUAUAAAUGAUAAGGAUAUUUAUGUGAAUGGUGGCGGUACAAAUGCUUGUACAUAGCAGUCCUACCUAGAAUAAGAUGUUCUUAUCACGAAGAGGACAUGAAAGAGGAUGGAUAGACUGAGCAGGAAUAUUCCAACAGACCCAAGUUCCAAUCGCAUCGAAUAGAACGUCAUCUAAAGUUUAGGGGCAGAGUCCAUUUGACCUGAUUCUGUUUCUAUACAUGGCGUGUAUAUCCCAAAUGGCAGCAUAUUGACUAUAUAGUGCACUACUUCAGAGAACCCAUACUUUCUAUGCCCCCACCCUGGUCAAAAGUAGUGCACUAAAAAGGGAAUAUGGUGCCAACCCUGAUCAAAAGUAGUGCACUAAAUAGAGAAUAGUGUUCCAACCCUGAUCAAAAGUAGUGCACUAAAUAGGGAAUAGGGUGCCAACCCUGGUCAAAAGUAGUGCACUAAAUAGAGAAUAGGGUGCCAACCCUGGUCAAAAGUAGUGCACUAAAUAGGGAAUAGGGUGCCAACCCUGGUCAAAAGUAGUGCACUAAAUAGGGAAUAGGAUUGACAUUUGGUACGCGUCCCGGGGGUUUGAGAUCAAUUGUAAUUGUCCACGCAGCUAUUGCCUUCAAUGCACUCAGCCAAAGACGUAUGCAAACUAUUUUGCAAGUGACUUUGGGAUGUUUACAUAUAAUAGACCUGGGGGAGGGGUUGUAGUAGUGAUGUAAUGUUUGUCCUACUACAGUUUAAUGAAUGAAUGGCUAUAGUGCCAUGAUAUGCAGGUACGUUGUAACAGGCCAGAACAAGAGACCGCCAUUGCCAUCAUUCCAUGGUAUGCAGCAAUAAAGCGGAAUGACCAUCAGUGGCCACUGCAAUGCUAAUCUUAACAAAAAAAAAGGCUAUGCUACUCUACUAACACAGCUCUGGCAGAGGUUUCGUUGAAAAAUAUAGAUAUUGGUCCCUUUUUCAAUCAAGUCUGGUUUAAAAAUACAUAUAUUGGUCCUUUUCAAUCAAGUCUGGUUUAAAAAUAGAUAUUUUGGGCCCUAUUCGAUCAAGGCUGGUUUAAAAAAUAAAUCCCACUUGCAUGCUUUGAGUGACGUACUACUCAAGGAAACACCAGAUAGCCUGGGCACCAGUUUGAAUAGGGCUCUUGGUCCAUGCCCUGUCCUGUUCGCAGACCUGGGUCGUGUUCAUUAGGCACCAAACGGAUGAAAAUGGACUGAAACGGCACUUGGACAAUGGAAACAAUCAUUUUCGUUUUCAGUUGCAAAAUGUUUUAAAAUGUUUUCCGUUGCAGGCCCUAAAAUGAACGCGUCCCAGAUAUUUCUAGUAGAGGUCGACUGAUUAUGAUUUUUCAAUGCCGAUACCGAUUAUUGGAGGACCAAAAAAGUAGAAACCGAUUAAUCGGCCGAUUUUUAUUGAUUGAUUUAUUUGUAGUAAUGAUAAUUACAACAAUACUGAAUGAACACUUAUUUUAACUUAAUAUAAUACAUCAAUAAAAUCAAUUUAGCCUCAACUAAAUAAUGAAACAUGUUCAAUUUGGUUUAAAUAAUGCAAAAACAAAGUGUUGGAGAAGAAAGUAAAAGUGCAAUAUGUGCCAUGUAAGAAAGCUAACAUUUAAGUUCCUUGCUCAGAACAUGAGAACUUAUGAAAGCUGGUGGUUCCUUUUAACAUGAGUCUUCAAUAUUCCCAGGUAAGAAGUUUUAGGUUGUUGUUUUUAUGGGAAUUAUAGGACUAUUUCCCUCUUUUGUAUUUCAUUAACCUUUGACUAUUGGAUGUUCUUAUAGGCACUUUAGUAUUGCCAGUGUAACAGUAUAGCUUCCGUCCCUCUCCUCGCUCCUCCCUGGGCUCGAACCAGCAACAGAACGUCAACAGCCACCAUCGAAGCAGCGUUACCCAUGCAGAGCAAGGGGAACAACUACUAGAAGGCUCAGAGCGAGUGACGUUUGAAAUGCUAUUAGUGCGCGCUAACUACCUAGCCUUUUCACAUCGGUAACACCAGCCUAAUCUCGGGAGUUGAUAGGCUUGAAGUCAUUAGCAGCGCAAUGCUUGACGCACAAUGAAGAGCUGCUGGCAAAACGCACAAAUAUGCCUACCACCGCUCAGUCCGAUACUUAGAUACUUGUAUGCUUGUAUGCUCAGUCAGAUUAUAUGCAACACAGGAUACGCUAGAUAAUAUCUAGUAAUAUCAUGAACCAUGUGUAGUUAACUUGUGAUUGAUUGUUUUUUAUAAGAUAAGUUUAAUGCUAGCUAGCAACUUACCUUGGCUUACUGCAUUCGCGUAAUAGGCUCCUUGUGGAGUGCAACGAGAGAGAGGCAGGUCGUUAUUGCGUUGGACUAGUUAACUGUAAGGUUGCAAGAUUGGAUCCCCCGAGCUGACAGGUGACAAUCUGUCGUUCUGCCCCUGAACGAGGCAGUUAACCCACCGUUUCUAGGCCGUCAUUGAAAGUAAGAAUGUGUUCUUAACUGACUUGCCUAGUUAAAUAAAGGUAUAAAUCAUUUUUUUAAAUGUUUUUUUUUUUUUUAAAUCUGCAAAUCGACGCCCCAAAAUACCGAUUUUCAUAACAAUCUGAAACUUGAAAUCGGCCCUAAUUAAUCGGCCAUUCCGAUUUAAUCGGUCGACCUCUAAUAUCUUGGCCUACUAGUAAAUCUUCUUUGUCAUUCUAAGCCUCUGUCAUUUGCAACAUUUCUUAUUAUCUUGAUGUCAAUUUAAUUUGAAUCUGAAAUGGCCAUCACUGACAUAUUUUAGUUGAUUAUUAUUUAUUAUCAGAAUGAACUAAUGGGAACCGGUACUUCCAGCCACGUAGGCUAAUACUGCCUUAUAGUUUAAAUAGAGGGGAAUGUUUCGGCAGUCUGAUUCAGCCUUUUGAUGAUCUACUUGUCACAUUUCCUGUCUGCUGUGUAGGUCAUUUAUUGAAAUGAUUUAUAAUGUCCAUGAUGUGAAGUAUUGGCUUUGUGAUUCAGACAAAUCUAUGGUUGAAAUGCUGCAGGUACUUCUUGACUAUCAGUACAAUGAUAUGAGAGUACGUCUGUAGCUCUGAAUCUCUGGGAAUAACAGCCUUUAUAUCAGCCAGCCUUGGGCUCAGUUCCAUUUCAAUUCAGGAACUAAACUGAUAUUCACAUUUAUUCUCAAAGCUUUUUAAUGAGGAACAAUUUAAUUGGAAUUUCAGUUUCCUACCUGAAUCUAAAUGAAACUGAUCCCCAACGCUGUAUAUCAGUAUUUAACUAUUGAGUACCAUUAACAUUUCUGUAUUCAUUGUAAAUAAUGUAAAAUGGAGAUGGUCUCUUUCUUUGUACAAUUCAUUAUCCUGGAGCUGAUAAAACAUGCAGGUUGUAAUCCCAAAUAACACCCUAUUACCUACAUAGUGCACUACUUUUGACCAAAGCCCUAUUUGACCCUGGUCCAAUGUAGUGCACUAUAAAGUAUAGGUUGCCAUUUGGCACAUAGACAUUAUUACUGGAUGUACUUAUGAUAACUCGGAUCAUUUUAACGUGAGAAAUUCCAUAAAUAUUUUUAACAAUCA